Talaromyces proteolyticus is the source of this 894-nucleotide messenger RNA. RefSeq lists its product as uncharacterized. Bases 1 to 894 code for a protein of 297 amino acids. The transcript has a single exon. The record is from RefSeq and is a predicted model, not a curated record. Gene Ontology annotation, molecular function: lyase activity. Lineage: Eukaryota; Fungi; Ascomycota; Eurotiomycetes; Eurotiales; Trichocomaceae.
AUGAGUCAAUCUCGCAUCUUCCAUCGUAUGCCGCUCGGCUACGGUCUAGCACCUGGACCGCGGCAAUUGGAUACUGGUGAUGCUCAUUUGGGCUGGGAGAACGUAAAGACAAAAGUUGUGACCGUGGUGUUUAGAGCCCCACGGGCAUCACUCUCUUCCCUUCUUCCGCAUAAAUGCUUCCGAAUCGAUGCAGACGAGGCUGAAGAUGGACUGUCCUAUGCUUCGAUCAAAUUUACCCGGUUAGAGAACCUGCCCUGGUUGGCGGGUCGAGGGUAUAACCACUGUGGGCUCUACAUCCAUGAUGUGGUCUGCCAGGGAAAGUAUGAGCAGAAGAGGGGGGAAUAUCUCAGUGUAUUAUUUGAGAACCUUGCCGAUCCUAUUAUUACUGGAAGGGAGGAGAUUGGCUAUGCCAAAGUCUUCGCUACACUUGAUGAGGAGGAAAAGAGCAAGGGUCAGCUCGAGAUUCGAGUGGGCUGGGGAGGAACUGUCUUUGGUGUAAUCUCCUUGGAUGGCCUGGAAGAAGUUUCCCCAAAACAGGAUUAUGCGAGAGAAACAUAUGCACCAUCCGAGGGUCUGUUACAUUUUAAAUAUAUUCCCCGAACAGGUAGCAAUGGCCAUGAUGCCAUGUAUCCAACGUUUUCUCCUACGCCACCAGCAUCUUCCUCCAUCAUAGACCGAGUGCAGAUAGCUUCUGUUGCGAAGCUUGAAUUUCGUGAUUAUGGGUUCCAAAAGCUGCCAACAUUACAGCAUAUAGCGAGUCGCCUGUCUAACCUUCCCAUUAAGGAGAUCGUUGAGGCGCGCGUUGUCGAAGCGACAGGCACAACCGAUUUAAGAGAACAGACUGCAUUGCAAUUAGACACAGACGUCGACAUCGCAGACUUUGAAUCAACUUGA